This is a messenger RNA of Colius striatus (speckled mousebird), 5178 nucleotides long. It is a transcript of the gene TGFB2, whose product is annotated as transforming growth factor beta 2. Gene Ontology annotation, biological process: SMAD protein signal transduction; regulation of cell population proliferation; BMP signaling pathway. Gene Ontology annotation, cellular component: extracellular region. Bases 537 to 1775 code for a protein of 412 amino acids. The transcript is spliced from 7 exons. NCBI's taxonomy places the organism in Eukaryota, Metazoa, Chordata, Aves, Coliiformes, Coliidae. Gene Ontology annotation, molecular function: type III transforming growth factor beta receptor binding; growth factor activity; type II transforming growth factor beta receptor binding. The record is from RefSeq and is a predicted model, not a curated record.
GCGGGCGCGCGGGGGGGGCUCAGCGCCGCGCCGGCACCCUCUGCUCUGCCCCGCCGGCCGCGGCAGCGCCCUGUAAUACCGGCGGCACUGCUCCUCAUCCCCCUCCCCCCACUUUCCCCCCCCCUUCAGUUUGGUAUUUUGCAGCCCGCUCCGCCAGCGCGCUGGGAACAGGCUCUCUUCCAUUUACUUGAUUCGCAGGUUUGUUUAUUUGUUUGGGGGUUUUUUUCCCUUUUUUUUUUUUUCGCUAACCGGCUCACUCCACCAUCGAAUUUAAAUAAUUGUAUCAACUUGCUGGCGUUUUUUUCUUUCUUUUUUUUUAAUUAUUAUUAUUACUGGUGUUUUUCACUGGCGCCUCCCGUGCGUUUUUUCGAUUGCAGGUGGUCCUUGCAGUCCGGUUUUUAACUGCAUUUUGUCUGCAGAUCUUCCCUUUGUUUGCACACAUCCCCUUUUUAUUUUUUAAUUUUUUUUUUCUUCAUCGUUGUUGUUCGUUGUUAAAGUCACUCUUUUUUGGGGGGCGCUGUAUUUAAACACUUAAAAUGCACUGCUAUCUCCUGAGCGUGUUUCUCACCGUGGAUCUGGCCACCGUGGCUCUCAGCCUGUCUACCUGCAGCACCCUCGACAUGGAUCAGUUUAUGCGCAAGAGGAUCGAAGCGAUCCGGGGGCAGAUCUUGAGCAAACUGAAGCUCACUAGUCCCCCGGACGAGUACCCCGAGCCCGAGGAGGUGCCCCCGGAGGUCAUCUCCAUCUACAACAGCACCAGGGACCUGCUGCAAGAGAAAGCCAACCACAGAGCCGCCACUUGUGAAAGGGAGAGGAGCGACGAGGAGUAUUAUGCCAAAGAAGUUUACAAAAUAGACAUGCAGCCUUUUUACCCUGAAAAUGCCAUACCACCAAGCUACUACAGCCUUUACUUCCGAAUUGUCAGAUUUGACGUCUCGGCGAUGGAGAAGAAUGCCUCCAACUUGGUGAAGGCUGAGUUCAGGGUCUUCCGCCUGCAGAACUCGAAGGCACGGGUCUCAGAGCAGAGGAUAGAGCUGUACCAGGUUCUAAAAUCUAAAGAAUUAUCAUCGCCAGGACAGCGCUACAUUGACAGCAAAGUAGUUAAAACAAGAGCUGAAGGAGAAUGGUUGUCUUUUGAUGUCACUGAGGCUGUACAUGAGUGGCUCCAUCACAGAGACAGGAAUCUUGGAUUUAAGAUAAGCUUACAUUGUCCAUGCUGCACCUUCGUGCCUUCCAAUAAUUAUAUCAUCCCAAAUAAAAGUGAGGAGCUUGAAGCAAGAUUUGCAGGUAUUGAUGACUACACAUAUUCCAGUGGUGAUGUGAAAGCUUUAAAGUCCAAUAGGAAAAAAUACAGUGGGAAGACCCCACAUCUUCUGCUAAUGUUAUUACCCUCCUACAGACUUGAGUCGCAACAGCCCAGUCGGCGGAAGAAGCGUGCUCUAGAUGCUGCCUAUUGUUUUAGGAACGUGCAGGAUAAUUGCUGUCUGCGUCCACUUUAUAUUGACUUCAAGAGGGAUCUUGGCUGGAAAUGGAUUCAUGAACCUAAAGGAUAUCAUGCUAAUUUCUGUGCAGGAGCCUGCCCCUAUUUAUGGAGCUCAGAUACUCAGCACAGCAGAGUACUCAGCUUGUACAACACCAUCAAUCCAGAAGCUUCUGCCUCUCCAUGCUGCGUGUCCCAGGAUUUGGAACCCCUCACCAUCCUCUACUACAUUGGCAAAACACCCAAAAUUGAACAGCUGUCCAACAUGAUCGUAAAGUCUUGCAAGUGCAGCUAAAGGAUAUCCCUGAAACAGCAUGACGUGUGUGUAUUAAAAAAAAUAACCAAGGAAAAAAAAGGAAAGAGAGAGCAAGAAGGAAAGAAAGGAAAAUGAAAACCGAGGUUCAUCAGUGUUAAAAGAAUUUUAAAAAAAGAAGAAAAAAAAAAGCGGUACUAGUCUGAACUGUUUGAAAGUUUGUUUUGUGUUUUUUUUUAAACUGGCAUCUGAAGCAAAACAUUGAAGACCUUUAUCCAACAUUUCACCUACACAUAGUGAGAUAGACAAGAAGCAAAGUUAAAGAGAAAAAAAAACCUUUUAAAAAAUAAACACUGGAAGAAAUUUGUUAGUGUUACUAUGUGAAAGGAAAAAAACAGGAAAAUCCCAUGAAGUGGAGUUGCUGUAUCUGUCCCGUGCCUUACUUGAUCUCUCUGUAUUGUUACGCAAUAGGCAUCCUACCCAUUCCUCUUAGUUGUAGAGUUAACGGUGCGUUAUUUAUUUGUGUGUAAAAACUAUCAAAUGAACAUUUCCGUAUCGCCAUUGGAAAAAAGAAAACCAGCCAGUGUGGACAAAGUGGAGACCAAAUAAGCUGCCAGAAAUAUAUAUAGAGCCUAAAGGAACACAAGCUCAAAAGAAUCAGAAAAGUAAUGGUUAGCUUAAUUUGAUUAAAAUAGAAAUCAGUUACUACAUUAUUGAGAAACUCUGCCUUUAAAAUACCUUAUUUUUCAUACCAGCUGCCUAGGGAGGCUUCUUGUAAGGUCUCAAACCCUUGUUUUAAAUACUGAAUAAUUUACUAAUAAAGGACACUCUGUUUCAGUCUGAAAGACAAGUCUAUAAGAUUUUUUUUUUUUUUACUGUAAAAGAUUUAAAAUGUCAGUUUAGUAAACCAGUGAAAUAUUUAAAGUGUACUGGUCUAAUCUUCAGACCUUAAUAUGUUGCUGUAUAGCUAUGCUAUGGGAUUUUUUUUGUUCUUUUGGUAUAUGUUAACCAUACCUAGAGUAUUACAAUAGGUGGGUAGUAAAAGCCAGCUUAAUUGGAAACAUAUCUGUAGAUCUCUAUUUGUAAACUAUUAAAAAAUUAAGUACUUUAUGUGUAAUGUGUAAAUUUUCACCAUAUUUUUGUACUCUAAUACUGUCAGCUCUCAUGAGUUUGAAUUUGAAUUUGGGGCUCUUUUUGAUCACUCAGAAUCAUGUGUUUCCCUCUAGCUGGCCAGUAUGAGUAGAGUCCCUAUAUUUUGACUUGCACUACAAAUACAUGUUUUAUAAUAAUUGCUAUACAUGUGCUUUGUAUAUUGUUCAUCAUUAUGACAUAAGCUACCUGACUCCAUUUGUUUUUCUGUUCCAUAUAAAAGGAUGGAUUAAAGCGAUCUCUCCCCCCACCCCACCCCCGUCCUCCCCUUCCUCCUCGGUUGUCCCCCUUCGGAGUGCUCAGAUCGUGAUGCGGUUCGCAACCCUAGACCUUCUCAUUUCCUUUUGGCUUAUAGACAUUCAAACAGAUGGGCAGGGAGCGAGGUAUUGCAAGAAGAGGUGUCCCAGCCUGGCAGAGGCGAGGCAAACCCUUGCAGAGAAUGACAUUCACCACUGUGCAGAAGGCUGGUAGGAAGCGCCAGCACCCACGGCGGCGGCGGUGUCCCGGGCAGGAGCGGAGUGUGGGCUGAGGCCACGCAGCGGCCUGGCCCCCAUGCGACAGGGACUUUCCCCCACGUCUAGGCCAUGGCACCCCUCCUACAGGCCGCAGGGUUUUGCUGUCAGCUUACAGCAGAACGGCAGCCCAUCUAGGCUUUUGGGGGUUGUGUAAGGAUUUUCAGGAUCAGACCCUUGAUUUUUGCAAGUUUGCAAUUUUUCUUUUUUUUCCCAAUUGAGUUCACAUUAAAACUUCUUUUCAAAAAAAGAGAAGGAAAAAUGAACAUGAGGUUCAUAGGAUUUUCUUCUUGUUACAUGUUUAAAUAUUGUAGAGGGAGUAAAGAAACCAAAAAUAAUUACACAUUACAUACUUCAUUCCAAAAAAAGCCUGAACCAAAAUUAGCAAAAAAAAAAAUCAUUAAGAAGGUGCAUUCAGUCCAUUUCACAUGGUGAAUGGUUUUGCACAGUAAAGCUGGAAAACUGAUAUAGAAACGUACUCCUUGAACGAGAAGGACGUUUUCCGUGCUGGGAAGAUGCUCCUGAGCUUGGUGUUGUCAGCUCCAGUUGUAAAAAGUGCAAUUUCUUUGGCUUCAGCAGAACACUGGUGCAAAACCAAAGUACCACAGCGGCUUGCACACGUGGCUCCUCAGGACUUGGGUCGAGCCUGUGCUCGUUGCCUAAAUGGAAACGUAGCCCCACAGAUGAUCUAAUCCCACCCAUUGACUCAGCGCAGAGGAGGAGGUAUGUUAGACUUCUGAUUUAUUUAGUGAGUUGAGAUGAACAAGUGAAAACUCUGUCCUGCUAACACUUGCUUGAGCCAGACUUAUUCCAGUGAGAAGAUGCACUGAACUCAGUGAAACUCCUCAGGGUAUUAAAUACUCUGGAUUUUGCUGUAUACAGCAGCAAAGUUAGUUUUAUCAGGUUCAGUAUGAGAACUGUAUUUUUGUUGGACAGGAAAGGAGACAAGGAUGAACACAUUUUAUGAAACUUAAAAACGGGGUUUUCUUGCAUUUUUCUGCUAUGGGAAUGCAGAUCAAACCCAGUUUGAAGCUCUGAAAAAGUGGAAUACGACAUAGCAUAGUUGUCCAACUAUACUCACUAUGCGCUGGACGCAGCUGAAAAUUUUCAGUUUGAGUUUGCAGUUUUUCUGUAAGUCGUUACCCCAAGGUCAAAUACUUUUCAAUAUUUUUUUUCCUCAAAAAUGCACUGAUAGUAAUUGAAAUACUCUAUUAUAUAAAGCUCCUACAAUUUUUAAUUUUUUUUUUUUUUUUUUUUAGUUUAUUAGGCAUGUAUUUCCCUUUUAUUACCAAGGAUGUUAGGCCUGAUCCUACAAUGUGCAGAACUCAUGGGUGAAAUUCCCCUCUACAGAGUGGGGUAAUGUGAGUCCUAAGCACCACUCAGGUCUGAUGUAAAUCCCCCUCAUGUGAUGUUUAGGUGGGUCUGCAGCAGUUCAAGGACUUUGUGCCAGAGGCCUUAUUGUGAUGAGGAUUAUAAUAGCCACUGUCUGAGCACAGUCCCAGAGAACUGGUGGGAAAUGUUGAGCACCUUGAAAGACCAGACCCAAAGGGUUGACUGCGACUGAGGGGAAAUCUUAGCACUUACCUAGGUGGAGUAGGACAACAUUCUUUGUGUGUUUAGCAUCAAUACAAUUGUAUGGUUGGCAUGGUUUAAAGGAGAAUUUUAAAAAGGAACUUAAAGGACAGCUGUAUUGUACUUUGGUGAUCGAUUACUCUGUAUUUUAACACAUUGUAUGUCUGUUUUUGUGGUGCUCUAGUGGUAAAUAAAUUAUUUCAAUUCUAUUA